UCCAGGCUGCUAGGAUAUGAUAAAGUGCCAAGUCAGAGGCUCCAUAGCCUCUCAGCAAACAACUUUAAACCCAGAUUUGUACAUGUUCUGUAGCUAAUGAACUCUGUACUCUCCAUUCCCUGAGUAUUAUCAUCAGUUUCACUGGGACUAUUAACAUAAUUAAAGCUGUUUCCUAUCUCUCAUUUUGCUAUGACAGCAUAUAGAGUAAGACUAAGCUGGCUUCCUGAUUGUUUUUGCUAGAUAAAACCUACGGCAGUCAUUCAGUACAGUGAUCCAUCUCUCGUCUUUGUAUUUUUGCUGGGUUUUGCCUUUGCCACAAUAUUCUUCAGCUUCAUGGUCAGCACUUUCUUCAAUAAAGUAAAUUUUGCUGUUCCAAUUGGAUGUUUCCUUUAUCUUCUUGCCUACCUUCCAGCUAACAUCAUCACUUCAAACUAUGCAGAGACAACAUUCAUCCAAAAGCUGGCUGCCUGUCUCAGCUCAAAUAUUGCAAUGGUACUGGGAGCUAGAUUCCUUGUCAGGGCAGAAAUGACAAAAGUUGGAGUUAAAUGGAGUAACCUUUUCUCAACCAAAGUGGACAACUUUGUCUUUGCCUAUAUAUUAGGAAUGUUUUUACUUGACGGUUUCUUGUAUGGCCUUGUGACCUGGUAUAUAGAAGCUGUCUUUCCAGGACAGUAUGGUGUGUCCAAGCCAUGGAACUUUUUCUUGCUGCGUUCUUACUGGUGUGGGGAAACAAUUAUGAAAAAAAAUAAAUCAAGGCAAUUUUAUGAGACCAUUGAAAGCAAGUAUUUCGAACCUGAACCUACUGGCAUGGUAGCAGGUAUUGAGCUCAAGCAUUUGUGCAAGACAUUCCAUGUGCAGAACAGCACCAAAAAAGCUAUAGAAGACUUGUCUUUGAGUUUCUAUGAGGGGCAGAUCACUGUCCUGCUAGGAUGUAAUGGAGCUGGAAAAUCUACGACUUUAUCCAUUCUCUCAGGCCUCUAUCCAGCUACCAGUGGAGAGGUCUGUGUUAAUGGAUAUGACAUCUCUAAGUAUAUUGUCCAAAUCAGGAGAAACUUGGGCAUAUGUCCCCAACAGGACUUACUGUUUAAUUACAUGACAGUUUCAGAACACCUUCAUUUCUAUUGUGUGAUAAAAGGAAUACCUCAAAAGAUGCGGCCAAUGGAAAUAGACCAUAUGCUGUCUACUUUUAAUCUGCUAGGAAAGCGUAAUGCAUUUUCUGAGUCACUGAGUGGAGGAAUGAAGCGCAGACUCUCCAUCAUUAUAGCACUCAUAGGGGGCUCCAAGGUGGUGAUACUUGAUGAGCCAACAUCUAGCAUGGACCCAGCCUCGCGGAGGGCCACCUGGGAUCUCCUUCAACAUUAUAAGCAGAAUCGCACCAUCUUACUGACCACCCACUAUAUGGAUGAAGCUGACGUCCUGGGGGACCGCAUUGCCAUCAUGGUCAAAGGAACUUUGCGGUGCUGUGGCUCUUCACUUUUCUUGAAAAAAUUAUAUGGUGUGGGAUACCACAUUGUCAUGGUGAAGGAACCUCACUGCAAUGUUGAAGAAAUCUCCGAAUUGAUUCAUUGUCAUAUAUCAGUAGCCACUUUGGAGAAGAAUGCUGUAAAUGAAUUAUCUUUUAUUCUCCCCAAAGAAUACACACACAGGUUUGAAGUUCUGUUUACUGAUCUUGAAAAAAGACAGAAAGAAUUGGGCAUAGCUAACUUUGGUAUUUCUGUCACUACCAUGGAAGAAGUCUUCCUUAGAGUAAGUAACACAGAAGAUUCACAAACAGACAUUCAAGCUACCCAAACUCAACCUUCCCUCAUGAGCAAAGUCUCAAUCAAGAACCAGAAUAAGAGUAUGUCCAGAAAUGACAGAAUAGAUUCUUCUUCCGUGAAUGAAAGUCCUACUACUACUAUUAUGUAUAACACUGAGUGUUGUCUCUACUACCAGCAGUUCCAUGCCAUGUUUGUCAAGAAAGUGAUGUUCAGUUGGCGCAACUGGAAACUGAUCUUACUGCAGAUAAUGGUGUUUCUGGGUUCCCUUGCCUUUCUGUUAGAGGUUGAUAGACUUUCACACAUUAAUGAGGAUAAGAAUGCCAGACAAAUGAAUUUGGAUCAAUAUGGUCAAACCAUUGUGCCUUUAUCCAUUUCUGGAAAUUCUAACUUUACUGUGACUUUCUUAGAACAUCUUAAGAUUACGCUACAAUCUGAAAAACAUACACUUAAAGAAGUGCAAGGUAACCUACUGAAAUACUUACUGGAAAAUGAAGAGUGUAUUAACUUAUGCAUUGUUGCAUUUUCCAUUGAGGUGAAGAAAGGGGAAGUGAUAGUCACAGCUUUCUUCAACAAUCAAGCAUACCAUUCACCACCUCUGGCCCUGGCAAUGGUAGACAACAUCCUUUUCAAGUCAGUUUCUGGUCCUGACGCUUCCUUAACAAUCUCUAAUAAACCUCAACCACGUUCUGAAACAAAUGAUCACAUUGACAUGAACACAGAUGGACACCAAGUGGCCUUCAAUAUACAUUUUGGCAUGGCUUUUUUGAUCAGUGGCUUUUGUCUCCUGACUGUGACUGAGAGGGUCUCUAAAGCAAAGCACAUCCAGUUUGUGAGUGGAGUUUAUGUCUCUGUGUACUGGCUUUCUGCUCUGCUGUGGGAUCUCAUUGUCUUCUUUAUCUCCUGCUGCUUGCUGUUGGGAGUGUUCAAAUACUGCCAUUUUGAUAUAUUUCUCAAGGAUUAUCAUUUCUUGGACACCUUGCUGAUUUUUACCCUGUAUGGCUUCUCUGCUAUUCCUCUCAUGUACCUUCUGAGCUUCCUGUUUUCUAAAAGUACUUCUGCCUACAUCAUGCUGGUUCUGUUCAACUACUUCUCGGGUAUUUUUACUCUCCUUAUAGAUGCUGCACUCGAACUUGGUGAAGGUCAAGAUAAUAUGCCAGAUGACACCAGAACCUUCAUACUUAAUUUGUUACUGCUUUUUCCAAACUACAACCUUGGGAAAUGGAUUGGUGACUAUUUUGACUUCUACCAGAGGAAAAAGUGGUGUGCUAUCAAAAAUGCUCAUGACCACUUAGCUUGUAGUGGAAAAGCUACUCCAAGGAAUUUUUAUUCUUUGACACAGGAAGUACAUGGAAAAAAUAUGAUUGUGAUGACUGCUACAGGUUUUAUUUUCCUCCUUUUGAUUUUCUUUUGGGAAACUACUUUGUGGAAACUAAGACCAUUUUUCAAUCAAUAUGUUUACUUUGGUAUUUAUAAGAAAUUUAAGAGAAAAUCUUUGAGGGAAUUAUAUGAAACACCUGAAGAUGAAGAUGUACAGAAUGAAAGAAAAAGAAUCUUGGGACAGUCUCGGUUGAUGCUAAAAUCUGCAGUGCUUAUCAAGGAACUUACAAAGAUAUAUUUUAAUUGUCCAGUGAUUGUGGCUCUGAAAAAGAUCUCCCUUGGAGUUCAAAAUAGGGAGUGCUUUGGAUUGCUUGGGUUCAAUGGAGCUGGAAAAACCACUACCUUCCAAAUUUUGGCUGGUGAACAGACAGUUACCUCUGGGGAUGUGUUCAUUGAUGAUUUGAACAUCGCUAAAAAUACUCAAAAGGUGAUGUCAAGAGUUGGCUAUUGUCCUCAGUCUGAUGCCUUACUGGAAUACAUGACUGGUCGAGAAAUCAUGAUCAUGUAUGCUAGAUUAUGGGGAGUCUGUGAGCCCCAGAUUCAGCUGCAUGUGAACAAGUGGUUGAAUGUGCUACAACUGGAACCCCAUGCUGACAAACUUAUCAGAAACUACAGUGGAGGAAACAAACGUAAACUGAGUACUAUUCUGGCCCUAAUGGGAAAACCUUCAGUCGUUUUGCUGGAUGAGCCCUCAGCUGGCAUGGAUCCAGUAGCUCAACACUUGCUCUGGAAUGCUGUGACAAUGGCAAAAGAAAGUGGCAAAGCCAUCAUUAUAUCCUCACACAGACUAGAGAAAUGUGAUGCCUUCUGUACCAGACUGGCCAUCAUGGUGCAGGGAGAGUUUGUGUGCCUGGGCAGCCCUCAACAACUCAAGAGCAAGUUUGGUGGUAUUUAUGCCCUGAAGGUCAAGGUCAAGACUGAUACAUCUGUGGACGUAUUAAAUAGUUUAAAAUUUUUCAUCACAAUAGCAUUUCCAGGUAGUGAGCUAAAGCAGGAGAAUCAGGGGAUCCUCAACUACUACAUCCAUAGCAAGGACAAGAACUGGGGAAAGAUGUUUGGUAUUUUGGAGGAAGCUAAAGAACAGUUCAAUUUAGAAGACUACUCCAUCAGUCAGAUAACAUUGGAACAAGUCUUCCUGACCUUUGCUAGCCAAGAGGAGACAAAUGAGAAAGCAUCACCAUGAGGUGUAAUUCCAACCUUGUUGUCUUGUUGUCUUUCUUCUACUAUGCCUGUGGGCAUAGAGGAACACUCCUCUGUGUGUGUAUCUUGAUGCAAAAAUCUGUUUAAUAAAGAGCCCUCUCCUUAUGGA
Molecule: messenger RNA, 4446 nt
Organism: Erinaceus europaeus (western European hedgehog)
Lineage: Eukaryota; Metazoa; Chordata; Mammalia; Eulipotyphla; Erinaceidae
Product: phospholipid-transporting ATPase ABCA3-like
Exons: 24
Coding region: 334-4320 (1328 amino acids)
Biological process (GO): lipid transport; transmembrane transport
Cellular component (GO): membrane; intracellular membrane-bounded organelle
Molecular function (GO): ATP hydrolysis activity; ABC-type transporter activity; lipid carrier activity
Source: RefSeq, a predicted model, not a curated record